This is a messenger RNA of Talaromyces rugulosus, 1146 nucleotides long. RefSeq lists its product as uncharacterized. Bases 1 to 1146 code for a protein of 381 amino acids. NCBI's taxonomy places the organism in Eukaryota, Fungi, Ascomycota, Eurotiomycetes, Eurotiales, Trichocomaceae. The record is from RefSeq and is a predicted model, not a curated record. The transcript has 3 exons.
AUGGCAGAAGCAAGCCUACACAACGUCCCCAUUGUCAUCGACAAUGGCAGCGGCACGAUUCGCGCAGGGUUUGCGGGCGAGGAGAUUCCGUCAUGUUAUUUCCCGUCCUUCGUCGGUCGACCAAAGCACCCACGAGUCAUGGCCGGCGGUUUAGAAGGAGAUGUAUUCAUUGGACAAAAGGCACAGGAGCUGCGAGGGCUGCUGAAGAUCCGAUAUCCGCUAGAACACGGCAUUGUCACGGACUGGGACGACAUGGAGAAGAUAUGGCACCACGUGUACGAGAGCGAGCUGAAGACACUUCCCGAAGAACACCCCGUGCUGUUGACAGAACCACCACUCAAUCCGCGAAAGAACCGAGAUAUUGCCGCCCAGAUCAUGUUCGAGACCUUUAAUAUUCCAGCGCUCUACACCUCGAUUCAAGCUGUGCUUUCCCUGUAUGCGUCUGGCCGGACAACGGGUGUGGUCUUGGACUCUGGCGAUGGCGUUUCGCACGCAGUGCCCGUGUACGAAGGGUUUGCCGUUCCAAACAGUAUUCGGAGGAUAGACGUGGCUGGGCGGGACGUUACAGAGCAGAUGCAGCUGCUGUUGCGAAAGAAUGGCCAUGUCCUUCACACCAGUGCAGAGAAGGAGGUCGUUCGAAUGAUCAAAGAGAAAGUGUGCUACGUAUCGCUGGACCCAAAGAGAGAAGAAAAGGACUGGAUCAACAGCUAUCACAAGUCUGAAUCCAAAACGGUCGACUACGCUCUUCCGGACGGACACAAGAUCAAGAUCGGUCAAGAACGUUAUCGUGCCCCCGAAAUCCUGUUUGACCCGGAGAUUAUUGGCCUCGAAUACCCCGGUGUUCACCAAAUUGUGCAAGACGCUAUCACACGCACUGACCUCGAUCUCCGAAAAGCCCUGUACCUCAACAUCGUCCUCUCUGGUGGCACUACACUAUGCAAGAACUUCCCUGAUCGCUUGAUGCGCGAGAUUAAGAAAGUUGCAGUCGAGGAAAUGAAGAUUAGGAUUUCCGCACCUGCUGAGCGCAAGUACACCACAUGGAUUGGCGGGGGUAUUCUCGCAGGCUUGAGCACGUUCCGAAAGAUGUGGGUCAGUGCAGAUGAAUGGCAUGAAGACCCCGAGGUCAUUCACCGCAAAUUCGCCUAG